GUAUGCAGAAACGACCUGAGAAGCUGGCGAAAGCUUUGAAAGGCGUAAAUUCGAUUCUGGUGCAGUGCAAAGUGACUGUCCUUUCUUCUGAAGACUUCAGCUGUUUCCGGGAGAAGCACUGGAAGUACUUGUUCUCGCAUCUGACUGUGGACGCUGGCUGCCUUUCUGCUGUCGUCGCUCACCGCGAGGCGAGCGCCUGGCUGACAUCCUGGUGGUUGGAAAUGAGCAAAGCAACAUCAGAGCCUCUGAGCUGGAUGUCCUGGGUGUCAGAAUUCGCAGGCAAGCGCGAACCAGAUGCCCAUGGAGACACCGACCCACAGCUGCAGCUCCUGAACGUGCUGGAAGAUGCCUUCCCCAAAGCUGUGGAGGCGGUGUCCUAUGACUACUUGCAGGAGGUGAACUGCAGUAUGGCAGCCUACAUCGUUUGCAACGUCACUCUUCAUAAGUCAGGACCAGCCUGGACGACGUGCAAGAAUAAGGUCAAUCGCAAGGCUUCUGUCUCGCACAAUAAGUCUCCACCACGCGCGGCAGUCGAUGUCGUGGACCUGGCACGUGAACUUUACCAAGCCAAGCAGGCAUUGGAGGCUACCGAAUGCGAUGUUCCCUGGGCAAAGUACACGAAGACAACUGCGGUAAAUUUGGUUCCAAGUGCCAAAGCAGUAAUAAAUGUCGCACAGCUGCUACCGCAGAUCUGCGAGGGUUUUGACGCAUUGUUCGUAUCAGAGGCAGAUGAUUGGUUUGCGCGCACGGGUGCGCAGAGACCAAGCUCGCAGCCCAAGCUUCAAUGCAGUAUAGAUCUCAAGAAGCUGAAAGCCCCGCACUGGCGAGUGAUCGACAAACUCUUGCCUGAUUGCAAGUGA
Molecule: messenger RNA, 860 nt
Organism: Symbiodinium sp. CCMP2456
Lineage: Eukaryota; Dinophyceae; Suessiales; Symbiodiniaceae
Source: the annotation of a GenBank genome assembly